UUAACUCUUCGGAAAUGCAUCAUUCAUAUUGUUUCGCACUUCAUUCUCUAGUUGAAAGUCAGUUAGAACCAAAUUCUGCAUUUUAUUUUGCAGACGAUGAUCCAAGUUGGACUCCUCACAAAUUUAUUUUUGAUCCUCAAAUGAACGACGUGUUUGAACCCGAUGUUCCUCCGGGAAUAUUUUUGGCUGUGCAUUCUCCAUAUGAUGCAGUGAAUCCCUUUGCAAGAGGAUACUUUUUAAGUCCAAGAAAACACUACAUUAUUAAUGUUUAUAUAAGAGAAGUCGAAAGACUGAGUUCUCCGUAUGACACAGACUGCACCAAUUAUGAAGAAGAAUGGAGAAAAAAUAACUUUAAAGGAGUUCGAUCAAAACAGAUGUGCCGCCAAAAAUGUUAUGUGGAAUAUUAUGCGGAGUGUUACAAUUGUUCCGAUUUACUUUAUGAAUAUCCUUCUCAAGUAAAAAAAAUAUGCAGCUCAAAAGGUGAGAGAGAGUAUUUGAUUUAA
This is a messenger RNA of Parasteatoda tepidariorum (common house spider), 503 nucleotides long. RefSeq lists its product as uncharacterized. Gene Ontology annotation, biological process: sodium ion transmembrane transport. Gene Ontology annotation, molecular function: ligand-gated sodium channel activity. Gene Ontology annotation, cellular component: plasma membrane. Lineage: Eukaryota; Metazoa; Arthropoda; Arachnida; Araneae; Theridiidae. The record is from RefSeq and is a predicted model, not a curated record.